Molecule: messenger RNA, 1263 nt
Organism: Macadamia integrifolia
Lineage: Eukaryota; Viridiplantae; Streptophyta; Magnoliopsida; Proteales; Proteaceae
Exons: 3
Coding region: 183-830 (215 amino acids)
Source: RefSeq, a predicted model, not a curated record
CCAUAGGAAAGGAAACGCAUGGUUUCGUUUCCUUGUAGAUUCUGCUACAGAUAAUAUAUUAGAUAGAGAGAGAUACAGAGAGAGAAGUACCUCCCUUCCCUAGGUUAUCUAGGGUUCGACUGAGCGAUUUUACAUCGUCAUCAUCUAAAGGGCAGGGAGAGAAUCGAAGAGGAAAGUUUUUCAUGGCGAAGAAAAGGAAGUCUGAUGCAACUCGUCUGGACGAGGUCGAUCGAACGAUGUACACCACUUUCUGCAGCGCUGCGAAUUCGCUGUCGCAGCUUUAUACCCAGGCUAUGAAUCAGCAGAAGCUUGUCUUCCAAGCCGGAGAACGCCAUGCCCUGGAUAAACUUUACCAAUGGAUCUUGAGACAACAAGAAGAAGGAUCGAGAGUGAUGACGACUGAUAUUCUAGCUUACCUCCAGAAUGAGCUUGACUAUGGUGGAGAGGAGCCUCCAAUGUCCCCCAGAUUGCAUUCCCAAAAUCAACAUUCCUUGCCCACAGCGCAUGUCAUGAAUGGCAUCCAAGUUUCUUCUGGUUCUUUUGGGGCAGCAACUGUUGGGCAAGGUCCACGGUCCGGGCAGUCUGAUAGUCAAGCAAAGAAUUCAGUUUUCUCGAAUGCUCUUUCAAGUCCUGUUCGCCGUAGUCUUCAGCAUUAUCAUUUGGCUCAAGGAGGCUACCAUCCAAACAGCAUUGUGCCUGCUGGAAAUGGAACCCGGAAUAGUGAAACCAACUUUUCUCAUCACCAGAACAGGGAUACCAACUCCCCCUGCUCAAAUGAUUCCUCCAUGGAUAUGCAUGCGGACAGUCCUGGUCAUGAAUCUUCUUAUUAAUAUUCGGUGUUGCAAGAUUGCUGCCAUGUGCUGGUACAAGUCUUGGAAGAGGAGAGCUGUGAUUCAGUCUCUUCAUUUGCUUCAAGUCCCAUAUGGAAUGAAAGGUGUGAGAAGGUUGUUACUUGUGGGAAUAAGAAUGCAACAUGUUUCUAGAUGUGGGUAUGCAAAGCAAAAAGGUAGUAUGUUCUCAUGAAGCACAUAAUGCAAUGUGAGGAGCACCGAAAUCGUCAACUGAUUUGUGGAGUGGUUCUCUAAGUCUUUUGGUGUUCUAUAUAUAAAUGUUAAGGUUUUCUUUGAACGAAUCUGACAUUUGAUUGUAGGCCCUCUUUAGAGAUUCACAAUGAAAGUUGUGUACUUUCGUUAGGUUCGUUGAUAUAUAGCUUGUAGUUGAAGAUUUGCUUUCUAUGUUGAAAUUCAAUUCUCAUGGCGAACA